Molecule: messenger RNA, 16610 nt
Organism: Loxodonta africana (African savanna elephant)
Lineage: Eukaryota; Metazoa; Chordata; Mammalia; Proboscidea; Elephantidae
Gene: WASF2
Product: WASP family member 2
Exons: 9
Coding region: 12479-13975 (498 amino acids)
Biological process (GO): actin cytoskeleton organization; positive regulation of Arp2/3 complex-mediated actin nucleation
Cellular component (GO): SCAR complex; lamellipodium; cytoskeleton
Molecular function (GO): actin binding; protein kinase A regulatory subunit binding; Arp2/3 complex binding
Source: RefSeq, a predicted model, not a curated record
UGGUUUCUAUACUCACAGAGUUGUGCACCCUAAAAAUAUAUGCUACAAAUAGAAUGCAAUGACUGCCAUAAAAGAGGUUCAGCAUACCUCUUUGGCACUUUUGGGGAGGGAGAAAUGACUUUAAAGAGUCAAGGGAGGCUUUUUGGUGACAUUUGCCUUGGGCCUUGAAAAGAUGAAAGGUGUUUUUUUUUUUUUAAGAAGUGCCACAACCCAGAUAAUAGUCGCUUUGAGACUAUUUUUCUUUCAAAGAACCUAAAAAGAAAAUACGGAAUUGACUUUUGACUGACUAUGAUUUGGAAGAGUGAUACCGUCUGUCUUAAUUCUAAAAAAAUGGCAUAAUGAAAGCAGCAGCCAUCCUCUGUACACUUGUUUAUAAGCAUUUGUCUCCAUACUUCUGGAAGAGCCUGUCUCAGAAGGUAAGAGGCCCACCUACCCUUUGGCCUCCACUGAGACCAAAGAAAGAAGGACCAAUUAGGAGAGCCCUUUGUGUAGUGCUCAGUGUUGUUUAGUUUGACCUUCCCUUAGCUUAUUUCAUUAGCUCUAGGAGGUGAGUCCAAACAAACUCAGCAUUCCUUUGAAUUAGUAAUAAUGACAGCUUUCAGUUACUGAGUACCUACUGGGUGCUAGGCAUCCCUCCAGGAGGCUUACAUAUGUUAUCUGAUCUUAUCCUUAGAACCAUCCUGCAAGGUGGGUUUUCUUUUCCCCGUUUUACAGAUGAGGCUCAGAGAGAUGAACCAGCCUAAUGUCAUAAAGCUAGUGGUUCAGAGAACUCUUGCUUGCCCUUGACUGAACAUGCCUCUAGUUCACCAAGUCAAGCUAUAUAGAUUUUUUAAUGUGGUAAGCACCCAAAGAAAUGUUAACUUAAAAAAAGUGGAAGUGAAGUUUUCUGUCAUUGUUCUCAAUUGUGAUCAUUAAAAAAAAAAUUAACGUCAUUAUUCAAGUAUACUAUAGUCUCGUAAUGAUGGUAGCCUACCUAUUUGCAGUUGCAGUGCCUUCUUGUUUGUUUGCUUUCAGGACAUCUACUUUUCCUCUUCCAAAAAAACCAAACUCUUUGCUGUCGAGUCGAUUCUGACUUAAAGCUACCCUGUAGGAUAGAGUAAAACUGCCCCUUAAGGUUUCCAGGGAGCUGCUGGUGGAUUCGAACUGCUGACCUUUUGGUUAGCAGCCUAAGCUCUUAAGCACUGUGCCACCAGGGCUCCUUUUUCCUCUUACUCUUCUAAAAGUACCACAUGGUAUAUACUUACUAAACAUAAAUUAAAAUUAAUCAGACUUUAAGAAUUUUACAAUAUCUCUUUAUGAUUGGGGGCCUUGCAGAACUAGAAGAGAGAUUGUUAUGGAUGUGAAUUGUGUCCCCCAAAAAUGUGUGUCAACUUGGCUAGGCAGUGAUUCCCAGUAUUGUAUGAUUUGUCUACCAUUUUGUCAUCUGAUGUAAUUUUCCUAUGUGUUUCUUCUAUGAUGUUAAUGAGACAGGACUAGAGGCUGUUAUGUUAAUGAGGCAGGACACAAUCUACAAGGUUAGAUUUUGUCUUAAGUCAGUCUCUUUCGAGAUAUAAAAAAGAGAAGUGAGCAGAGACAUGGGGGCCUCAUACCACCAAGAAAUAAGAGCCAGGAGAAUAGCACAGCCUUUGGACCUGGAGUUCCCUGCAUUGAGAAGCCCCUCGACUGGGGAAGAUUGAUGACAAGGACUUUCCCCCAGAACCAACAGAGAGAAAGCCUUCUCCUAGAGGUGGCACCCUAAUUUCGGACUUCCAGCCUCCUAAACUGUGAGAAGAGAAAUUUCUCUUUGUUAAAGCUAUCCGCUUGUAUUUCUGUUGUAGCAGCACUAGAUGACUAAGACAGAAAUCAGUCCUGACUUAAACAGGUAGCACAGGACUGUGAUUCCUGGGAGAAGGGAAAAAAGAAGGUAAAACGGUGACUUUCUGCCUAGAUGCAUAUUCUGGAUACAUAUUCUGAACAGUGGAGUAAGGUGGGAAUCCCAAGCAGAGCAGUAUGGUUUUGCUGAGUUGAAGAGAAAGAAACUGUAGUUCAAAGGAAGGUGAGGCACCUGGAAACGGUGAGACAAAGUUCUGGAGAGCAGGGAGCUAUACAAAAAAUUGCUCUAGAAAUCUGCACAGGGUUCCCUUGAGUCUUUGCUAAACAUACCCACACAUACCUAGGGUCAAACCCCAACAGGAGGUUAAGGGAAGAGUGACCAGGAAACUGUGAGCUAAACCAAUUCGUAGAGGAGAGAGGUGUUUGAGUGGAGAGCCCACGGUGAUCGCUGUGGACAUUCAGUAGAAAUCUUAGAAGGGCCACACCUUAGUACUGGGGCUAAAAUAUCCCUUGAAUAAAGGCUACUCUAGACCUGCCCUAACAAAGCUUAAAAACAAGCAUCAGAAGCACUAAACUAAACCACAGCUAGCUUAACUGCCUUCCAAAACAAAGCCCAAAGCCAAAAAACAAACCAAACCCAUUGCUGUCGGGUCAAUUCAGCCUCAUAGUGACCCUGUAGGACAGAGUAGAACUGCCCAUAGGGUUUCCAAGAAACAGCUGGUGGAUUCAAACUACCGACCUUUUGGUUAGUAGCUGUAGCUCUUAACCAUGGCACCACCAGGGCUCCAAACAAAGCUCAGUACUCUUGAAAGGAAGACAGUAGACACUCAGCAAUGUAAAAUUCAUAAUGGUCCAGCAUCCAGUCAAAUUUACUAGAUGUGCCAAGAAGCAGGAAAAUGUGACCCAUAACUAAGAGAAAAAUCAGUCACUAGAAACAGACUCAGAUGACAGAGACGAUGGAACUAGAAGACAAGGAUAUUAAAGCAGCUGUUACAAAUACGUUCCAAGUAUAUAAAGGAAAACAUGAACAUACUAGUUGAGGAAAUAUUUUAGCCUUGCAAAUAGUGGAAUGUGGUCCCAGUCUCUUUUAUUUUCAUUAUAUUUGUUCUUCCGAGAAUGUUGGUUUGGUAAAAUUUGAAUAUUCUCUUGUAAGCCUGAGUUAUGUAACAUUUUAGGGUUGAAGAGAAUGUUUAGAGAUCAUCUUGUCCAACCACCUUAUGUUAUAGAAAGAGGAGUAUCCUGUUUCACUGAUCCUGGGUGUACUUUUUUCUCAUUGCCCUGGUGGUGCAAUGGUUACAACAUCUUUUAAAUCGUGAUACAUCUUAAAAUCAGUGGCAUAUUAAGACUUGAUGAAAUAUGGUAGAGGCCCAUUGGAAUUCUGACUUUUCCAUAAAUACUUAGUGGUACAAUUCAAGACAUAUUAACCCCCACUUAGAAAGCCUUCCCUUCUUUGUUCUUUAUGUCCAAAUUCCACCCAGCUUAGAUCUCUCUUCCAGGAAGCCUAUUCAGUCCCUUCAAUUCAGUGACCUUUUCAUUCUUUUUAUUGUUAUCGUUGACUGCACUGUUCAUUUGAUAAUUAAUCAUGUUUUAUCUUGUGGCAUCUCUUGUAUUUUAUAUUGAACUUAUAUUUAUUUGCUAUAUUGUUGCCUAACUAUGGUUUUAUCUGUCUCCUCAAUUAAAUUUUAAGCUCUUGGAAUCAAGGGAGGAAUUGAUACUUGUGUCUUCUAGUGUCUACUUGAUAAAUAUCCAUGGAAUGAUUGAUAAGCGUAUUAUAAUUACUAGUUAAUAAAGUUAAAUAAAACUAACAUUAAUAUAACCUGAAACUUUUUUGGAGACAGUAUCAUGUAAUGGUUAAGAGAAAGAACCACAUAUAGGACACAAGAGACUAUGUGGGCAGCUCCUGUCUGGAGGGGAGAUGAGAAGGCAGAGGGGGACAGAGGCUGGCUGAAUGGACACAGGGAAUACAGGGUGGAGAGGAGGAGUGUGCUAUCUCAUUAGCGGGAGAGCAACUAGGAAUACAUAGCAAGGUGUAUACAAAUUUUUAUAUGACAGACUGACUUGAUUUGUAAACUUUCACUUAAAGCACAGUUUAAAAAAGAGAGAACCACGUAUAAAACAUUUGUAAUAGUGUCUGGCGCAUAGUUAAGUGCAAGGUAGAUGCUGGCUGUUACUCCUGCUGCCACCACCACCACUGGAACUACUACUACUACGAUUUUAAUAAUUUCUUCUGUGCCAGGCACUGUGCUAAGCAUAUGAUAAUGCAUUAUUUAAUUUUUCUUCACAACCUUAUGAACUAGGAUUAUUAUACUAAUUUGACAGGGGAAGAUGCAGAGGAGGAGGUGAGUCUGCUUGCCGGAGUCUCCAAAGCCAUAAAGUGGCAGUACUGUGUUGAAACUCACACCUCUGUCUCUUUAAACCCAUACUCUUGCUGUUCUACCCCACAGUCUAUUCAAUUUUGGAGGCUUUGACGACUGCCUAGUAAACUGAGGGUAGAAAGAAGGGAAUAGGUACUUAUUUUCCCUUCUGCUCAAGAACUUUUCCUUAAAAUCCCGUGUCUUGAGUGGUGAAUAGACCUUGUGAGAGGAAGUAGAUGUACAGCUGCCCUUUGCUGCUGACUCGUAGUCAGUUUCUGGCAGCUUGGCUGUAAGUGACAGAUGAGUGUGUGACACUUUUUCAGGAAUGAAUUCUUGUUACAACUGGCAGAAUAGAAUAGUUGAUGUGGGAUUGCAUGGCAGUUGGCUUCAUAAAUCCACUCCCUGUUGCUUAGUUGUAGCUGUGAUUGCUAGGUUUCUCUCCUCACUUAAGUCCGUGUAUUAACAGUCACAUCUCAGGACUGCUGCUUCUGCCUGCUCCAUGACCACAUGGUGUGUUUGUAUAUUGCCCUGAACUGUCAGCAAAACAUUUUGCUGAAUUUCCUUUUUUGUUGUUGCUCUGCAACCUUCUUUUUCCUGGUCUUUCUCAGUUGUGUAAAUUUGGUUUCUUCUUUCACUUUUCUAUCCCAGAGAACCUUUUGGCCUUUCCAUCCCAACCACUGCAGAGAGAAGCUUGAAAUAUGAAGUGAAGGCAUCGUAGAGAUUAAAAUGAAUAGUCAGACAGCUGGCUGGAUGAAAUGAGACUUAUUCAGUGCCUGAUGGGUGAUUUGGCUCUAAUUAUCUGCUUUCCAAACCUGCCACUGUACCUAAUCCACCAGUGGGUGCUCUAGUGCCUUGUUUGUAGGAAGCUUAACUCUAAUGCAGUAACUCACUGGUAUUUGUACAAGUCAGGAGAGAAAGGUUACAGCCAAGGCCUAUCCCCUCCAUCAGUGAGUAGGGUAGUAAAGUAGGAUUAGAUACCCUUCCAUUAAGACCAGCUGUGUAUUCCCUCAUGGUAUUGGUCUUUUGGCUCUCCAUUUGUCUGGGAGUCUAGAAGGCACAUGCUCUGUUUGGACUUCCUCCCACGGACCAAGAAUCAGGCCCAGGUACUUGGAGAGGGGGGAUGCAUUUUACAUCUAUCCUCUUAUCUCUCAAAUUUUUGGUCACUACCAACGGGAGAUCACUGUCUUCUGUCAUUGGCUGUAAAUAGGAGGAGGAAGUGUUUGACAGUGGAAGAGUACUUUAUUAGGGCAUGUGUGAGUUAUUGACAUAUUUCUAGUAAUUUUGUGAGCUGGUUUGUUGUUUUUUGUUUUGUGUGUGGGUGUUUGUUUUUCAGAGCAGCUUGGUGGUUGUUUUCAUGUUAAACUGGGUGAAUUUAACAUUCAAUUGAUGACAAUGACAUCUUUGAAAAAUUUUUUUUUUGAAAGAGAUCUGGUAUUUAACUUGAGUACCCACAAAUGUUAGGGGUGAGAUUUCUCCAUUUAGAGUAAAAUAAUGCUCCUAAAUUUAUAUUUAUCCACUUAGUAAAAGUAAGCUCAUUUCGAUGGAUAGUUUGAAGUAUUUCAAACCAUACUUUUGGUUUGGUUGUUGCUAGAAGUUGGUGUUAGAUUAGGAAAGUUAAAAUCGAUGUCUGUCUGUGACUGAAAGUCAUUAGUGGCAACGUUGUAGGUCUUGUGUAAUUUAAGUGAAUCUGUGAGAGGGAACUUAGGCCAAGAUAGAGAUAUAAGAAAUAUUUUAUGUGAAUAAAUCUUUUCUUAGGAGCUCAGAAUGCUUUGCAAACAAAAUCUCAGUUUCUAUAGCAUCUUUCAAGCAUAUUUUAGUGUACUAAAGGAAUGAAUUGAAAAUUUUUUCCCAAUUGCCAGUCAUCAUUAGAUUAAAACCUAGAAUCCAGGUUUCUGACUCACGGUAUAAAUGUAUUUUCUUUUGGACAACCAGAUCGAUUCUACUAAAAGGAGGGCCUGAUUUUGGCCAGUUAAAAGGCAGUUUUCUAUGGAAAAGUUGAUACUAGAAGAAACCAAUUUUGAAGGUAAAAGUGAUUCCCCAAUUUUAGCUUUGAAAGCAAAGCUAUGAUUAGAGAUUGCAAGUGAUAAAGGUAAGAAUAAAAGGUGGUAUUGCCCCCAAAAGACAAUAGGAAGUUAUGGAAUUACCAGAUGUGAAUGGUCCUUGAUAGAUGUACAGUAUGCUUAAGGAGUAAGACACUAGAGUUUAGAAGUCCUGUUUCCUGGGCUACUGUCCCAUGGCGAUUCAAGAUGGGAAGGAGCCUUACAUUUAUGGAAUGUAGGUCCAGAACUGACGUCAUUCCUUUGUGGAAUUGGAAAUUUCUCCUGGUUUUAGAUAAGAGUAAGCUCUUUUUUUGGUUUUCCCAGUCAGAUAUUUUCUCUUUCCACCCCAGGAGUUCCACUUCUGUCUUGCCAGCUCUUUUGGACAUUACUCCAGUAACCUAAACUGAUUUGUCAGUAAUUCCUGGUGUUUGAAGAGAGUCUGGUUAUAUUUGUAGGUUUAGCUCCACCCUGUAUUUCAACAGGAAGUGGGUGGGUGCUUAAGUCUGUAAUGAACCAUUCCUCCUGGUGGUUGCUACAUGGUAGUGAAGACUGCUGUAUGCAACAGUAAAUUCAUACUUCUUUUAACAUUUUAGUAGACAUUACUAUAGUAUGAAGAGAGCCUGUGUGUCUUAUAUUUUUAAGUCAAAUGCUUAUUUGACUUUUCAGUUGAAAUUCCUGAAUGCCUGUGGAAUGCAUAUUCUUUUUUUUUUUUAUUGUGCUUUAGCUGAAAGUUUACACCUCAAGUUAGUUUCUCAUGUAAAAAUUUAUGCACAUAUUGUUAUGUGACCCUAGUUGCAAUCCCUGUACUAUGACAGCACUCCCCGCUUUCCAUCCCAGGUUUCCCCAUGUCCAUUCAACCAGUUCCUAUCCUUUUCUGCCUUCUCCUCCUGCAUCCAGACAGGAGCUGCCCAUUUAGUCUUGUGUAUCUACUUGAUCUAAGAAGCACACUCUUCAUGAGUAUCAUUUUAUGUUUUAUAGUCCAGCCUAAUCUUUGUCUAAAGAGUUGGCUUUGGGAAUGGCUUUAGUUCUGGGUUAACAGAGAGUACAGGGACCAUAUAUUUGAGGGUUCCUCUAGUCUCAGUCAAACUGUUAAGUUUGGUCUUCUUGCAUGAAUUUGAGUUCUGCACCACACUUUUCUCCUGCUCAGUCAGGGACUCUGUUGUGUUCCCUGUCACGGCAGUCAUUGGUGGUAGCCAGGCACCAUCUAAUUCUUCUGGUCUCAGGUUGAUGGGAGUGUCUGGUUUAUGUGGCCCUUUUGUCUCUUGUUGUUGUUAUUAGGUGCCGUCGAGUCGGUUCAGACUCAUAGCCGCCCUGUGUACCACAGAACAAAACACUGCCCAGUCCUGCGCCAUCCUUACAAUCAUUGUUAUGCUUGAGCCCAUUGUGGCAGCCACUGUGUCAGUCCAUCUCGUUGAGGGUCUUCCUCUUUUCCGCUGACCCUAUACUUGUUUGCAGCUGUUUUUCUUAUUUCAAGUCAUACCACAUCAGCAAAUGAAGGUCCUGAAAGCUUUACUCCAUCCACGUCAUUAAGGUUGACUCUAUUUUGAGGAGGCAGCUCUCAGUUGUCUUUUGAGUGCCUUCCAACUUGGGGGGCUCAUCUUCCGGCACUAUAUCAGACAAUGUUUCGCUGCUGUUCAUAUGGUUUUCACUGGCUGAUUCUUUUCAGAAGUAGACUGCUGGGUCCUUCUUCCUAGUCUGUCUUAGCCUGGAAGCUCAGCUGAAACCUGUCCUCCAUGGGUGACCCUGCUGGUAUCUGAAUACUAGUGACAUAGCUUCUAGCAUCACAGUAACAUGCAAGCCCCCACAGUACGACAAACUGACAGACAUGUAGGGGUUUGUCUCUUGGGAUAAUAUUUUCCUUUUGUCUUUGGUGUUCUUCAUUCUCCUUUACUCCAGGUGGAUUGGGACCGGUUGAUGCAUCUUAGAUGGCUGCUUGCAAGCUCUUAAGACCCCAGACAACCACUCACGAAAGUGGGAGGAAUGCAUAUUCUUUAACACAAAGAAACCUAUCUCUUGAAAUCGGAAACUGGUCUACAAGUAAACCUGUUUUCAUAUGCACCCAUCCAAAGUGCUGUUCACAGUAGAAGAGUGGGAAAUGCUGAAGUGAAAGCAGAAGUCCUAAUUGCUGCACACACAACAUCCCCACAUGUUCUCAUCCCCUGCUACUGCUGAUCAGCAUUUGGGGAGUAUGUUUCAAAGAGGAACUGCCUUGAGAACCAUUUCUGUUGUGGUUAUUGCUGUAGCUUAGAUAUACUUGCUUUUUGGGUGUGACCAUAGAAUUCGCAAGUAUCAGUGACUUUGGCUCUAAAUGAAGCAUUGUUUAUUUAUUAAACAACUAAUAAUAAACAUCAUUGCAAGAAUGAACAGUCAUCUUUCUUUUGUCUGAUAAUAGGAAUUCAGAGUGUGGGGUACAGAUAGCUGAGUGCUGUUUCCCUCUCUCUCACAAGCAGUCUUUUCUUAUUAUCUUCUUCUACCCUAUAAUCCCCCAGCCACACCCCCACCCCAGGCUGUUGGGAUCGAGUUAUGAGAGUUCCGAGAGUGGAGUGGAUGUCAAAGUGCCCUUUUGACUUAACCCGUUGCCUUUGAGUCGACUCCAACUCAUAGUGACCCUAUAGGACAUAGUAGAACUGCCUUACAGACUUUCUAAGGAGUGCCUGGUGGAUUCCAGCUGCCGUAGCUCUUAACCACUACGCCACCAGGGUUUCCCCUUUUGACGUAACACUGACCAAAGACUUCAAGCUUUGGUAGAGUCAUUUACCCAAUGAUUCUGCAGUGUGAUGUAAAUAUUCCAUGAUAAACUUCAAAUAUAAGACUUGUAGAAUCAGAAUCUCAGUGUUUCAGGGGACCUGAAAGAGCACCUCAUCCAGUCCCAUUUCAAAGCAUGGAUCCCAUCAUGGCACUGACAGUCCAGACUGGUCAAUAUACUGCCAAGCCAUGGCUAGGAAGUGAUAUCUUAAGACCUAUAUUUGUUCUCAUGCUCAUUCUUAAGCCCCUUGUGUUGAAAAUAGCUAGGGGUGAAGAUGGUCAUUAUUGUUUGGUACGGCCUGAAUGUCUGAAGCAGGCCCCAAAAGCUAGUUUUUCCUUUGGACUUCUUUGGAUAGCCAACUCCCAGCUCAAUCUGAGAACCUCCCAGAGUAUAAAUAACUUAAUCUCCUGGGCCUAUCUGGAAUAUCCUUUGGGCUAUUCUGAAUUCCAUAGUUCCUGGGAAUCAGGUGAAUGUAGGCCUGGAGAAGGGGCUUGAUUCAUAGUUAUGAUCCACCCCUUGCUACAGUCACUAGACCUGUUGUAUUCAAAUGCAAAUGGAUGUUAGCCAAGUGAGGAGGUGUAGCUUAGAUAUAUAAGCAAAUCCAGGAAUUUUAGAGCUGGGAUGCUUCUUAAAGAUCUUCAAGUUUAGUCUCUUGAUUUGGAGAGUGAGGAAACUGAUGCCCAGAGUAAGAAUUAUACCUUUUUAUCAUCUACGAAUUUCUCCCCCAACAUGCCCUAUAGCUGGUCAUCCAGAGGAUGGGGCUGGGGCACUCAUAACCUCUAAAGAGAACCUAUUCUAAUGUAGGACAGUUCUAAUUAAAAUGAAUUAACUAAAUUGAAAUCUACUUCCCUGAACUUUUAUCUUCUUAGUGGUUCUGAUUUAAAUCCUCUCCUAUGUAACAUCCCCCAAGGUAGACUUUCUCAAAUCCCCAAAUAAGCAAAUACCACUAAAGCAUAAAAUUUCCCUAACCAAAGUAAAGUAUGACUGAAAAAGACCUUUAUUGAUUCUAUAAAGACAGGGCAUUCCACACAUUCAUGUAUCCAGAACUUCUUUUUCUUGCUAAGAACUGCAAUUUUCUUAGUAUACUCUGCUUUUCAUUUCUGUCAUUGGCACUAGCAUUUAGCUCUUUUCAUGCUGCUUUUUAUAAAGAAACAUACAUUUUAUCAUUUUUUAAGCAUAAUUGUAUAAAACUAUAAGGAAACAGCAGCAGAUGGGGCUGAAGGACUGGACUUGCCUGCAACCAUAUCUCUGGUUUCUCAGUUCACAUUUGCUAGCUCUGAUGGGCCUCUCCAUUUCCACUGUCUCAGCCCGUGAAGAACUUCCCAAUUGGACCAAACUUCUACCCAAAUAUAACUUCUGUGCUUCUGUUAGAAAGACCUGUCCAGAAUGCAAAUUGGCCCAUGUCACUUCCUCGCUCCAUUCAGUUGUUCCCCAGCCCCAGUGCUGCACACAUUUUCCACUAAAGUGCUACCUAUUACAGAGGAGCCUCUCCCAACUGCAGUUCCUUGAGAGAAUUAACAUCCUAAUGCCCUUAGGCAUCCAUUGUCUGUAAUGGAUUAACUUAUCUCCUGUGCAUCUAGAAUGGUGCUAGUUGUGUAUAGUCUUGAAGAGAAUUGAGAAAAUAAUCACUCUAAUCAUUUGUUCUCUGGUUCAGAUGAGCAAUCAGGUUUGAAAGAAUGGAAAAGAGAGACCUCCUUCAGGAGGUCCAGGAGUAUAGAUGGGAGCAGCCUCCAGAAACCACCAAAUUUCACUGAAGCCUAGGGUUUCAUCUUUAAGUUUUUUAUGUCAGUAUUGUAUUCUACUAAUACGUCCAUGAUUAAAAGUGUUUUAAAUAUUUAUCAACGAUUAAAACUGGUUCUACAGGAAGAUUUGCCUAGUCUAUAGAAGUGCAAAUAACUACCUUUAUUUUGUAAGCCCUAUCGUGGGCAUUUUAUACAUGUUAUAUUAUUUAAUAUUUCUAGGGACUUUGCCCAAGAUCACACAGCUAGUUGUGAGUCAGGGUUCUAACCCAAGUGUGUCUCAACUCCAAAGCCCACGUGUUUUCUCUAACUUGAAGUUGAAGUGAGAAAUUCCAGAGCCUGAAAGUCUUUGUUGCCCAGUUCUGAGUUUAUCUUUUCUGUCUAGAACAUCGUAGAAUAUAGGAUUUUUUUUUUCUUGGUCAAGUUACUGUUGUGUUUCAGUUCAUGCGUAAUUCAGACUACUUAUGCAGGAUACAACGCACCCUUGAUCAUCUAAAAAGAAAAAUGAGCAGUGAUGCAGGUAUUUCCAUAUAACAGGGAAUCUUCUCUCUUUGGUGCCUUUAAAACAAAUUAGAUCACAUUUUUAUAGUAGAUUUACUUUUAUAAUUGUUUUAGAAGUUGAUGAAUAUUGACAUAUUGUCAUUUCUUGAGCCCUUUCCAUCUGGUUAUAGGAGCUGGCUUUUUUGGCAAGAGGAAGCCAUUUUCGUUGUGAAAACUUGGUACAGAGUUUACUCCGUUUGUGUCUGCUUACCUAAGGCACGUGGGAAAGUGUGAAUGCUAACAUACCAAGAUGUUAGAAAUUGCCACUCCCCGCCCACCCAGAUUUGACAUUUACCUAACCAUCUUGAAUCCAGUUUCCAUUAGAUGUCCAGAGAAAAGUCUGUAGUGCUCUGGCAGUGGUCAAAUCCAACCCAGAAUUUCAAGGUGCUCUGGUUCCUUUAGUUCCCCUGAGAAGCUAGAACAACUGCUCAAAUGAUUGCUAAUGAAGCCUGUCACAGCUAUUUUUGGUCAAAGCUGACUCCACCCCUGAGUUUCUGGUUCUUCCAGAAAACCUGGUAUUUGAAACUCUAGGGCAUCCAGAGGAUGAUGUAUGGAGGGAGCUCUGUGAGGUUCUUUUAUUUUGUAGUUUCCUUUCCUGUUCUAAACUUCCUUUUCACCAUGUAUUACGUCUUAGUGCGUGAUAGCCUUUACGUUAUGUAAAAAAAGGGAAAGAGUUAAACUGGAAGGGAAAGUCCAGAAUUUGGGUUAGAAAACCUGUUGAGUCAAAGGGGAACUUAGCAGAGGAGCGGAAUGGAAAUUAUUUCCUUAGACAGUAGACAAAUAUUCAGGAAACACCUCUGCACCCCAAAGAUAGGCACAGCUGCCACACAGUGACUAUUAAAGGGAGGUUCAAAGUUAUGAGCAAACAGCUGAUUCUCUUGGUUCUUAGGCUGUUGCUGUUGGUGACAGGAAAUCUUGUUCCCCAAGCUGCUGGCUUCCUGUUUUAUUUUUACUCUUAGCAGGUCAGAAUGUCCAUAACAAGGAGCGGUCUGUUCCAAAGGGUUCUGCUCCCCUUUUGAGCCUGGAAGGUUUUUUCCCCCCUCUUAGUCAGACAAUAUGUUGUUCAGCUUUUAAAAUCUGUGAUGUUUAGCUUGUUUUAAGCAUUUUGUAUUCACAAUCAACUUUUUUGGUGAUGAGCUGGUGUUUUAAGAUUCGAUGUAAGUAAACCUCUGUUCUGCCUUUUUUGGAGGAGCUUGCAGUAUUGGGUUGUUUUUCAUCAUUCAGAACAUUGCCUGAAGCAGGUCCACCAUGCCGUUAGUAACGAGGAACAUCGAGCCAAGGCACCUGUGCCGUCAGACGUUGCCUAGCGUUAGAAGCGAGCUGGAAUGCAUGACCAACAUCACCCUGGCAAAUGUCAUCCGACAGCUGGGCAGCCUGAGUAAAUAUGCAGAGGACAUUUUUGGAGAGCUCUUUACUCAGGCAAAUACCUUUGCCUCUCGGGUAAGCUCCCUUGCUGAGAGGGUCGACCGCCUACAAGUUAAAGUCACUCAGCUGGAUCCCAAAGAAGAAGAAGUGUCACUACAAGGAAUCAACACCCGAAAGGCCUUCAGAAGCUCUACCAUUCAAGACCAGAAGCUUUUUGACAGAAACUCUCUCCCAGUGCCUGUCUUGGAAACAUACAACACCUGCGACACUCCUCCACCUCUCAACAAUCUUUCCCCUUACAGGGACGAUGGGAAGGAGGCACUCAAAUUCUACACAGACCCUUCGUACUUCUUUGAUCUUUGGAAGGAGAAGAUGCUGCAGGACACCAAGGAUAUCAUGAAAGAGAAGAGAAAGCAUAGGAAAGAGAAGAAAGAGAAUCCAAAUCGAGGGAAUGUGAACCCACGGAAAAUCAAGACACGUAAAGAAGAGUGGGAGAAAAUGAAGAUGGGACAAGAAUUUGUGGAGUCCAAAGAAAAACUGGGGCCUUCUGGGUAUCCACCCAACUUGGUGUACCAGAAUGGCAGCAUUGGCUCUGUUGAAAACAUGGACGCAGGCAGCUAUCCACCACCACCACCACAGUCAGAUUCCACUUCUCCACCUUCUCCUUCCUUCUCUGAGGACAACUUGCCUCCCCCACCAGCCGAGUUCAGCUACUCGGCAGACAACCAAAGAGGGCCUGGCUUGGCUGGACCCAAAAGAUCCAGUGUGGUCAGUCCGAGCCAUCCACCACCAGCUCCUCCCAUGGGCUCUCCACCAGGUCCCAAACCUGGGUUUGCCCCACCACCUGCCCCUCCACCUCCGCCUCCAAUGAUUGGUGCCCCACCCCCACCCCCACCUGUAGGAUUUGGGACUCCAGGGACCCCACCACCACCUUCACCCCCAUCUUUUCCACCUCACCCCGAUUUUGCUGCCCCUCCACCUCCUCCCCCACCUCCAGCAGUUGACUACCCAACUUUACCACCCCCUCCCUUGUCCCAGCCAGCAGGAGGAGCACCUCCCCCUCCACCACCUCCCCCUCCUCCUGGACCCCCUCCUCCCCCUUUCAGUGGUGCAGAUGGCCAGCCUGCCAUGCCACCACCACUUUCUGAUGCCCCCAAACCCAAGUCUUCCUUGCCUCCUGUGAGCGAUGCCCGCAGCGACCUGCUUUCAGCCAUCCGUCAAGGCUUUCAGCUGCGCAGGGUUGAGGAGCAGCAGGAGCAAGAGAAGCGGGAUGUUGUGGGCAACGACGUGGCUACCAUCUUGUCACGUCGCAUUGCUGUUGAGUACAGCGACUCAGAGGAUGACUCCUCUGAGUUUGAUGAGGACGACUGGUCAGAUUAACUCUUCCUGCCUGCUGCCCACCUUUUUUUUCUUUCCUUCCUACCUGCCUUCUUUGAUGUCUACUGCAACAAUACCAUGGAAGAAAAAAGGGAGAAACAAAGAAUUUCAAGGGGCCAAAGCCUUCCCUGAAGCAACCAAAGAUAUAUCCAAGGGCUUCUUCCAAAUCAGCAUGUAUUUCCCCUCCACCCACAGUCAAGCCCCAUAGGGCUCCUGAGAUUGAGUAGCUAAAAUGUUUCCUCCACCCUUCAACUGCCUGUUGCAUGUUGAAGGGAGGGAAAAAAUCCCAAAGCAGAUCCCUUUGAUUGGGUUGAAAUUGGAGAUGGUGUCUUCUCAUAGGAGCCAUUUCCAAACUGGUCUUCUUCCAGUCCUUGCCCUCAGCUGCUUUGAAUAAUGCCAGCCAUCUUCUGUCCUAAAGCAGUGAGAGUGGCCUGCAUGGACGCAGCUGGCCCCUUCCUGUGCACUGAGAGGGCAGAGCAGGCAGCAUGCCCCAGCAGCCAGACUGCCGUGCCCUUCUGCCACACCCUUCUGCCCUGAUCUUCUGGGUGUGGCUGCCUUUCACUAAGCCAUCUCUAUGCCUGGGAUGCCCUCUAUUCCAGGAGGUUUCAAGUCCCUAAAGAAUGUCUCACGCCCCUCGCCCAGAAAUGAUGCCUUUCUGAAGACUUGAGAUUGUUCAGUGCCUCCUUUCCAGCUUCCCUCUUGGUGAAUGUGGUGUUCGGGUAUCCCUUAAGUGCCCCUUCCUCGCCCCCAGGUGCCUGUGGGUACCACAGCCGAGUUAGCUUUAGCCCAGUCCUAACCUCUUAAUACCCAUGACCAAACAAGUCCUGACACACAGGGAUCUGGGCCUCUGCUGGCUGUCAGGAGCAAAGCUGAGAGAUUUGGAACUGCAGGACUGGAAGGACGGUGGAAGUCCUCAGGUCCCUCCCUCUUGAGGACCCUGAGGCCUAGAGACGGAAAGUGACUUGCUCAAGGUCACACCGUUGGACGGUGACAGAGCUAGAGCCCAGAAUUCCUCAUUCCAAGUUACUUGUGCUUUCUGGGACCAAAUACUGGGUACCUGCUGGAGGCUGGGCAGAGCCUUCUUGGCUUGUUGUUACUCCAGACCUCGCCAUAGGUGGGGGUCCCAGCAGGAGGGCUCAGGGCCUGUGCCAGCCCUGUCAUUGCUGCUCAAACCCUAAGGGUCUCUCCUGUAAUUCUUUGCUGCUCCCCUCCCCCACAUCACUAGCCAACCACAUGGCCUUGGGAGCUGCCUUUCUGGGGACCAGAGGUAGUGAGAGAAGGAAGAGGGUAGGCAGCUUUGACAGGUGCUGUUUUCAAUUCCUCUGCAACUCGUCCCUCUUUUAUUUCCCCAAUUUACGCAUAGGUUCCGCCAACUGUAGAAACUUCAGUCCCUCAAGGUGGCAGCCGCUGUAGGUACCUGCCUGGGGGGGCCUGGCAGCCAUGAGGAGGGCUGAAAGGCAGAAGGACUCUGGGCCUUGUUUCCAGCUGCCCCCCUCACCACACAUGGUGAUGUCCCUUCUCCCUCCUCCCCCUGUUUCUCAGAGCUAAUACACAGGUGCUAUUAUUUGGAAAAAACUGGUCAGCUCUGGCCAACAUUGAGGUUUCUUCUCUUCUGUCCUAACUAUUGUGUAGCCUCUUAGCUGAAAUCGGCUUCUACUGGCUUCUCUGGCUUUCAGAGCCCUGAAACAAAGAGAAACAGGAUCUGUCUCGACCCAGCACAGCAAAUGGUUGUAGUAAUUGCCAAAGCCCUCGCAAAACCCUCCGGCUUGAGAAGUGUGUGUAUAAUCAUGGGUACUGCUGCUGUGCCCUGCUGAAUGCUUCCCCUCUGCCUUUGUUCCUUGAACUUGGGGUGUGGGGACUGAGCCUGUAGGUGCCAGCUUGCCCUCCUGCUGUGGCUCUCCAGAGUGUGCCCCCCUUCCACUCCUCAGAUCGGGUCUCUGGCACACCACAGGCACCAGGCUCCAUUGCAGAGCAAACCAGCUCUGUGUGCCCCCACUUUGCUUCCCACCCUGCACUUUGGAAGCUGAAGGUACUCUCACCAGAACCCUAAAAUGGCCGCUGAAGGUGCCCCUGGCUGCAGCCCAAGAGUGACUAGAGAGACAGGCAGGGCAGUGGUUCUCCCAAAUAGGAGCCCUGGGGCCUGGCCAGGCCAGGGUUUUGGCCUGAUGGCUUUGACUAAAUUACCCCAUCUCCUCCUUUCCGGAAAGGGGGGAGCCAGCGCCACUUUCUGUCCUUCUGCUCUGACCUUGAAGGGGCGGUGUUGGCCUGGCUUCUGGAAUGGACAGAGUCCACGGUGGAAAGGGCUGGGGGCAGGAGGAGGUGGGGAGGGGCACUGCCUGCGGAAGGUAGGAUUAGAUCAUUAGCUCAGUGACCUCCUAGGGUUUCGAUGUGCUGUGUUCUCAUCCUACAGCUGGUUUAGUAAUGAUCUGCAAGUCCCGGAGAGCAACAGCACAGCUCUGCCUGAUGCUCUCAUUAAAAUCUAUGCAGCCAAGCUCGGCGCUUUGUAGCAGGCGGCAUUGCGAAGCCGCCUCAGCUCGGGGGCUGGGGACCCAGUCAGCCGAGAGGCCCUCUGGGCUCUAUUUAUGCAUAUGUGCACCAAAAAAAAAAAAAAAUUCUUUAAACCCUUUAAGAUGAGAAA